AUGCAAAGGAUUAAAGCAAAGACUGUCAAGAACUUCUCCAUCCUCAAUGGAUACGAGGACGGCUGGCCUGUGACGGCCUAUCUGAAGACUCAGCUACUGAGAGGAGACCGUAUCACCACUACAGAAGGGAGGCUGGUGGAAGAGCACGACAACGAUAAGCAACCUGACAACGUCGCCAAUUGCCAUUUGGUCGGUGGUCUGGGUCAUCAGAAGAGCGUGCCAGUCGUGAAGGCUGGGCCACUGCCGGACCCGCCCUCUACCAAGUCUCCGUUACACCUACGCAAAAAGCAAUUUUCGUUGAAUGGUGCUCGUCACGAAGCAGUUCCGGUGGCUGGGAAGUCUGCUGCGGCCAGCGGAGAUCGAGUUCCCCAGCACUCACGCGAUGGCACCAACGCGGACCCGAGAAGCGCCACGGAGGAGGUGCUUGGUUGGCUGGUAGCCUUCAAUGUACCACCAGCGGACGCACAAUGGAUCGCGGAAAUGCUAGCUGGGUUCGGCGUCAACGACUCAACAUAUCUCCAAGGUUUCGCUCGCAUGGCAUCGCGAGAUGAGUGGUUGCGUGAGUUACGUGACAGUGGAGAGCUGACCGAGAUCCAGAUGCGUAUGAUUCGCGAUAUGUUAGAGUAUGUGGCAAGACAGUGA
Dichomitus squalens LYAD-421 SS1 is the source of this 642-nucleotide messenger RNA. RefSeq lists its product as uncharacterized. NCBI's taxonomy places the organism in Eukaryota, Fungi, Basidiomycota, Agaricomycetes, Polyporales, Polyporaceae. The record is from RefSeq and is a predicted model, not a curated record. The transcript has 4 exons. Bases 1 to 642 code for a protein of 213 amino acids.